Molecule: messenger RNA, 1293 nt
Organism: Encephalitozoon hellem ATCC 50504
Lineage: Eukaryota; Fungi; Microsporidia; Unikaryonidae
Product: RING Zn-finger domain-containing protein
Exons: 1
Coding region: 1-1293 (430 amino acids)
Biological process (GO): protein ubiquitination; rescue of stalled cytosolic ribosome
Molecular function (GO): ribosome binding; ubiquitin protein ligase activity
Source: RefSeq, a predicted model, not a curated record
AUGAACUGCCAAGUGUGUACUGGUGGUAUGGAUCUUUUUGCAAGAUACGACUGCGGGCAUCGGAUAUGCAUGACUUGUUCUGCAAGGCUUGUGUUUCUGUAUAUGCAGUGCAGCUGCCCGCUGUGUAGAAAUCCUGCGAAAGAAAUAAUCUUCUCAGCGCUUUCAAUGCCGAGCGAAGGGUUCCCCAGGCAGAUGUGGAAAGGCCAAAGAGCCCCAUUGGUCGUCUUCUAUGAGGGGGAGUAUGUGAAGAAGAUGAUGGAGGACCUCUUAUCUAACAAAUGCCGGGAAUGCCACAGGAAGUUUGGGACUCUGAAGGAGCUCAAGAAACAUUAUGCAUACCAUGGAUUUGUCCUCUGCUCAGAGUGCAUCAAGAGCAGAAGGGAUUUCUGGCAUGAGAUCAAGCUCUACAAAAGCGACACUAUUAGGAGCCACAGGAGCGGGAGUCUUGGAGAAGAAGGGUUUGAUGGCCAUGUAUUCUGUGUUCACUGCAAGAUCUAUCUGUUUGAUUCCGACGAUGCUCGGAAGCAUUGCAAUCUCAAGCACGAGCUAUGCAAUAUUUGCGAUAUACUAGGAACGAAGUAUCAGUAUUAUAAUAGCUUCAAAGAUCUGGAAGCACAUUACAAGAACGCCCACUAUUGCUGUAGCUUCCAAACCUGCCAGAUGAACAAGUGCUAUGUAUUUCCAUACCAAACAGAGCUCUUCGAUCAUUUAAACAGGUUCCACAAGGCAUGCGUCAAGCUAUCUGAGAUCCCAAGAGCCGGGAGAUGCAGCAUUCCUGUGAUGGAUCCGCUGAGGAAGAGGAGGACAGCGGCUAGAGCAAGUGUUGUGGAUCAAAGCGGAGGAGAGAUCAGGCUUUCUUCGUUUCCCAAGGCAAACACUUCCCAAGGCAUGGUCUCAGAAAGCGUGGAGACCGAACUCCCGAAAUACUUGGAUAGGAACAUCCUGGAGGAGGAGAGAAAGAGGCAGAGCAGACGCAAGGCCAUUAUGGAACGCAUAUGCAAGGCCGAAGCAGACGGGGUGGAGGAAAUUGUGAACGAGUUUCUAGAAGACAUCAUAGAUGUGAUGGCGGCAUUUAACAAGAUAGCGGAUGUAGUUGGAGACAAGGUGGCCCUCAAGCUAUUUGAGACAAUGAACUUUGGAGGCAAGCAGGGUGUGGUGCAAGGCAGCAUAAAGGCUCUAAGAAAGAAGGUUAUGUUCCCGAAGUUCGUUCCAUCUGAGCCUGUGGAAUAUAAGGAGCCCAAGGAGAAAAAGAGCCCAGGAUUUGCAAUUAUAGAUUUAUGUAAGAAGAAAUAA